Molecule: messenger RNA, 417 nt
Organism: Cyclocybe aegerita
Lineage: Eukaryota; Fungi; Basidiomycota; Agaricomycetes; Agaricales; Hemipholiotaceae
Source: the annotation of a GenBank genome assembly
AUGGCUUACGCUCAAUGGGUUAUCAUCAUCAUCCACAACGUCGGUGCGAAGCCUCUCAAGCUCAAGAACCUGAAGCCGUCCUGGGGAAAGCUUCACGCCGACGGUGACAAAGAUACAGAAGUCUCCGCCAGCGCCUACGAGGGCAAGGUCAUCGGGCCUGACGAGAAGCUCCAGCUCAACGCGUGCGGCCGUUCGGAUGCGGCCGAAGGCACCACGGGUACCUUUGACCUCGUCGACCCCAGCGAGGACGACAAGGGUAUUCGCCACUUCUACUGGGACUGCCCAUGGGGCAGCAAGACGAACACCUGGACCGUCAGCGGGUCGAACACCAAGUGGAUGAUUGAGUACAGCGGCCAGAACUUGGACAGCGGCGCUCUCGGUACCAUCACUGUUGACGCUUUGCGCAAGGGUGUUUAA